AUGGGAAGCGCAUCACGCGCUGGUGGGGCGCGAAAGAAUGCCGAGGCCGUAUCGGAUGCCUACAGCCUCACACAGAGCCUCGUGCAGGAACACCACGAAACGGUCCUUGCGCUGCAUGCAGAAAUGCUUGCCCAGGCCCCUGCCCAACUCCAAGAGCUUCGCUCGUGCUCAGACGAAGACCUAGAGCUGGUCCAUGCCUUCCUUGACGAUCCUAUCCUCAUCUUCCGCUUUUACCGCCGCGCAGGCUUUGAUGCAGAGCACACGCGGUCCAUGCUGCUCAAGACGCUGCAAUGGCGUUUGGAAGGCGGUAUCGAUGCUUUGGCGCACGACUUGCUGCAUUCCACUUACAUGCGGUCUACACGCAAUCAUAUCCCCCUGUUCUGGAUGCAUACGCGCUUCCGCGAUCGACUUGGUCGACCGUGCUUGUACGUGCGUCUGCAGCAUGUCGAGCGCACAGACGAAGGCCUUCGUGAGCUCAAGACGACUGUGAUUGGCAUCUUUGAGGUUAUGCGCCGAUACCUCUUGCACAUCAACCGACGAUCCAAACGCGGUGAUCCUGUUGUGCAAUGCGUUACCCUCAUCGACGUCGCCGAGUCGGGACUGUCCAAUAUGGAGCUGGAAAUGCUACCGUUCUUUGUCGACUUGCUCAAGAACCAUUACCCAGGCAUGUCCGGCGCAGUGUAUGUGCUGCGGUACUCGUGGCUUCACGCAGGUCUAUGGCGUAUGGUUCGCCCUGUCCUACCACCCAAGCUCCUUGCCCGUCUCUUCUUUGUCGAUGUCCAAGAACUCCUGGCCCACUUUGAUCAUGCCAUUCCACAAACGCUGGGUGGGCCUUUGCAUGUUGACAUCACGACAGACUCGAGCGAUGUCUUCCAUUACUUUACACGUGCAGCUGCCUGGCGACGAGAAAGCACAUCCAACUCUGAGCAUAGCCACGACUUGUCUCUUCCGCGGCCUCGUCAUCAUGACUACGGCUCUAUGUACGACGUCAUGUCCAAAGCAGGCUCACCUUAUGCCUUUCUCACUCCCCGCACAUCCGUGCCAGCCACGCCCCGUUCGCGUGGCAUGAAGGGGCAGCCGAUGCUGCAGCUCCAUGACCUGCCUACCUCGCCCGACGCCUACCGACCACGCUCGUUUGAAGAUCGGCGGUCCUCCACGUCGCAGACCUUUUCGACUCUGUGGGAGCGGUGGUCACAGUGGCUCUGGCGCACAUCCGCCCCACCACAUCAUCCAGAUAUUGAUCCGCAAGCGUGGCCAGCCGAGCCCCGCAUCGUGAAAUCGCCCACGCGCAGUGAGCAGAACCCCUUGCCUGUCUCAGACGCCACGUCAGCCGCGGUGACCGCGGCUGCUACGCCGUCCAUCACGACCCAACCUCCCUUGCCCAAGAUCAACGAGGACGGCGCACCCUCGAAGGACCCUGCCGCCACCGCGGGCGUCUACAAACCGACCUACGUGUCUGACAAGAACACGGCCGUGAUGCGGUACCUCUCCUGGCGCGCCCACAAAUAUGCCGAAAUGGACGGCCACGUAUCGCCAUACAACAUCGAGAACCCCUUCUUUGGAUACCCAGCUGCCUAUGUUGAUGGCGAUAACGAAGCGAGCUCAUCUGCACGGCCCACUGGCUUCUCACGCGAUCUGCAUGUCCGCCGCCGCAAACGCGAUCUCGUGCGGACAUUGUCCUAUUUAUUUGUUCUGCGCCUCAUUCACUUAUACCGCACCCUGCGUCGGCAUGCACGGACCGUCGUAUGGGGCAUGCUUGGCCCUCGUCAGGCGUGGGCCUCGCUGUGGAAUACCUCACGACGCCGCGAGCUCUGGGGCCGGUGGUGGGCGCGUCGUUUAGGCUCUAGCGCUAUGCUGAUCAUCCUGGCUGUUUGGUUGACAUACACGCAGCGUGUACGGCCUCCUGCGUCGCUAUUAUGGAGGCGCACACCCAUACCAUAG
Molecule: messenger RNA, 1941 nt
Organism: Malassezia pachydermatis
Lineage: Eukaryota; Fungi; Basidiomycota; Malasseziomycetes; Malasseziales; Malasseziaceae
Exons: 1
Coding region: 1-1941 (646 amino acids)
Source: RefSeq, a predicted model, not a curated record